Pelagomonas calceolata is the source of this 2559-nucleotide messenger RNA. The record is from the annotation of a GenBank genome assembly. Lineage: Eukaryota; Pelagophyceae; Pelagomonadales; Pelagomonadaceae.
AUGGUCGAGGCCAUCCGCGACUGCGAGGCGUUGGUGGCGGCGGUAGCUAGAGCUUUUUAUCCCGAUGAUGUGGCUAUUGUGUUGGAUGCAUUGAUCCGAGACAGGUAUGUGCGCGAGGACGAGAUGGGGCGACGGCUGCGCAUGUCCGCGCGGCAAGCUAGGAAGCUUUUACAGUUACUCGAAGGCGAGCGAUUGGUCGAUUUCGAGGUUUUGGACGUCGGCGCCGACGGAAAACUAAAAAAAAAGAAGAAAGAUUUAGGUCAUGAGAUAGGUAAAGCCGGAGAUGCGGGCCGGAAAUCCCCGGCACCACCCGCGGCGAACGAGAUCUACUGGUACGUCGACCUGGCGCGGUUCGUCGAUGUGAUACGGUGGCGCGUGCACACGAUGCGCGAGACGAUUCGCAAGAGGGAGUCGGCAGCUACCGCGGCGCUGACGUUUCGGUGCGGCCGGUGCGGCGUCGGCCAGUCGUCUCUAGAUGCUGUCAGGUACCAGUUCAAGUGCCCCGAGCGGCUGUGUCUGGGCGAGCCCGACGCUUUACUUACUGAAUCCGCUCUUGACGCUUCUCUCACUUCUGCCAGAAGAUUAGGAGCAAAAGUAGACACGCAGCUUGGGAGUAGCGAGGAUCAUGAUAGGGCGGGCAUUUAUGAACUACUUAGGAGGUUAGAUGGGAAGGAGCUGCCCUCAAAUAAGCCGUCCGAGAACCGCGCCAGAGGUGUGGGCGGCUGGUUAGGUAACCGCGGCGACGACAAAAAAUACACGAGGAACGAGGACGGCACCAUCACCACGACCUUCGGGUCGAAGCAUGAUAGAAGUGGAUUGGCUUCGGCGCUGUUUGCUCGCAACGACCGCGGGCAGACUGUCUCCGUGUCGCUCAACGGAGAAACGACUACUUCCACAGAGCCAUCUAAGAAAGAAGCGAAGAAAGAUAGCUCAUUACCUUCGUUUCUGCAGGGGUCUAGAGUGAAACCGAGAACUGCGCAGGACAUGUAUGCCAAUGACGAAAGUGAUGAGGACAUGGAGGACGCGGAGGGCCUCGUGGCGACACAGGCCGCGCGGCAGGCGUCCGAAAGUUGGAAGCCCGUGGAUCGGGGCGGGGCGGUGCACUUGGGCGCUCGGGGCGGGUGGGCCGCGGUCACGUCGCCGCGAGAGGUCGUCGAGGAGGUUGUUGAAGAGGAGGAGGAGGUCGUCGUCGAGUCGGACGACGAUGCGGGCGUGGCGUGGACGCCGUACACGCGGGACGAUGCGCGGCUGGGGUACGUGUUCGUGCCGAGUAAUGUGAGUUAACUUUGAUUACCUGAGAAAAUCAGUUUGCGAGGAAGGAUCAUUUGCGUUUAGAGCGUUCGCGCCGCGCGGCGUGUUUUUUUGCGAGCUGAAAAAUCGGGUUUUUCAAGCCGAGUCAAGCCGCCGCGCGAGCCCAAUAACUCACCGCAAAAACGCAAGAUGAUCCUCACAACUUGCGCCGCCUGCGCCGCCCCACUGGCCCACGACGCGCCGCGAUGCGUGAGAUGUAAGUUAAGAUACUGUGAUGCCACUUGCCAGCAUGACCACUGGCGCCGCGGCCACAAGCAGAUGUGUAAGAAAAUACACCGCGGCGGCAACGCUGAGCAGUAUAAUGCAGACAAAAAAUACAAGGAGGCCGUCGCGGUCGCGGUCGAGGCGUGCGCGGACGACACGAAGGGUCAGACGUGCUACAUCUGCACGCAAGCCUUGCAUUGGAAGACGAAGGAGGGCCUCGUGCGCGGGUGCUCGUGCCGUGGAACGGCGGGGUUUGCCCACGUGUCGUGUUUGGCGGAGCAGGCAAAGAUUUUGAAUGACGAGGCCGAGGCGAACAAUUUGGGCGUCAAGGCGAUGAAUGAGAGGUGGAGGCGGUGGGACACGUGUAGUUUGUGCGAGCAGGAGUACCACGGCGUCGUGCGGUGCGCGCUCGGGUGGGCGUGCUGGAAGACAUACGUGGGCCGGCCGGAGGCGGAUCAGAUUCAACGCUUGGCGAUGCAACAGCUUGGGAACGGCUUAUUCGAGGCAGACCACUACGAGGACGCGUUGUCCGUGUACGAGGCGGAGUUGUCUGUGGUGCGGCGCCUUGAUGGAUCUGAGCACGCUAUCAUCGGCGUGCUGGCCAAUCUUGCGAGCACGUAUCAAUUGGUAGGGCGGUUUGAAGAUGCUUUGAGACUGAAAAGAGAUUCAUACCGGAGGGCUUUGAAACUAUUUGGCGAAGAUAGUAGAGAAGCCCUCUCAGAAGCUAUGAAUCUCGCACUUGCACUCCGGCUUACUGGUAACAAACCAGAGGCGAAAGAGUUACUGCGGGCCCGUAUUCCCGUCGCCGAACGAUCACUUGGGCGCGAACACUAUAUAUAUUUCAGACUACGCUGGCUUUAUGCAAACUCUCUUACCGAUGUCGAGCCGUGCGACCUGGUUCAGGCCGAGGCACUGUUCGACGACAUCUACACGCGCUUCCGGCGUGUGAUGGGUGACGGGCAUCCGGAUACGCCGCGAAUUCAUAGCUGCCUUUUGGACAUACGCAGGGAGCUGGCCCGCGCCCGCGCGUCGUCGCACGCCUAA